This is a messenger RNA of Punctularia strigosozonata HHB-11173 SS5, 519 nucleotides long. RefSeq names its product carbonic anhydrase. The record is from RefSeq and is a predicted model, not a curated record. Gene Ontology annotation, molecular function: carbonate dehydratase activity; zinc ion binding. The transcript has 5 exons. Bases 1 to 519 code for a protein of 172 amino acids. Lineage: Eukaryota; Fungi; Basidiomycota; Agaricomycetes; Corticiales; Punctulariaceae.
AUGACAGCGCACUACACCGAUCUCGCGGCCCUGAACGAGCCCUACGCUCAAAGCUUCACGCAGGAGAAAGCCGAUCUUAGUAUCUUGCCCAAGCAAUCUGUUAUCAUCGUCACCUGCUUCGAUGCCCGCGUCGACCCGACUCUUUUUCUGGGCCUGAAGGAAGGCGACGCAUUAAUCCUCCGCAACGCCGGCGGUGCCAUCCGCGAGCUCGUCCGCUCCAUCGUCAUCGGUCAGCAGCUCACGGGCUUCAAGGAGCUCGCGCUCUUCCGACACACCCACUGCGGCGGCAACACCUUCACCACCGAGAGCAUGCGCGACAAGAUCGUCGCCGCCGACCCAGGUUCCAAGGAGCUCUCGGAAGCGGCCGACCAGUUCGACUGGCAGGGGUGGACCGACAUCGAGGCUACGCUGAAGGACGAUAUCGCGUUCUUGAAAGAGCACCCGCUCAUUCCGAACGACACACUGAUCACCGGAUGGGCGUUCGACGUGAAGACUGGCAAGGUCAACCGCGUGGUCUAA